Rhodofomes roseus is the source of this 1172-nucleotide messenger RNA. RefSeq names its product P-loop containing nucleoside triphosphate hydrolase protein. Gene Ontology annotation, molecular function: GTP binding. Lineage: Eukaryota; Fungi; Basidiomycota; Agaricomycetes; Polyporales; Fomitopsidaceae. The transcript has 4 exons. Gene Ontology annotation, cellular component: mitochondrion. Bases 1 to 717 code for a protein of 238 amino acids. The record is from RefSeq and is a predicted model, not a curated record.
AUGUCAGGACUGCAGCGACAUGGAAUCACUCAGCUCGUUCGCGGCGUAGCGAGGCGGUUCUCUUCAAGCUUUGCAAGCGACCUAUUUUCUGACGCUGCAGCUGCAGAACUACUAGUCUCAGCAGGGAGUCCAGCUUCGAUACCACGGUUACAAGGUCUGCCUGAAGUGAGCUGUAUGAUUUCAGGGCGAGCGAACGUGGGCAAGUCAACCCUGCUCAACGCUCUGUUAGGGCGUCGCAACCUCGCACAUACGAGCCAGAAACCUGGCCGUACUCAAACUCUCAAUUUCUAUCGCGUCGGUCGCGAUCCGGGGAAGCUCAUACUCGUCGACGCUCCGGGAUACGGCGCGCGAGGUCGGCCUGAAUGGGGCGAGCUAUUCCAUUAUUACGUCAAAAGGCGCGAAGAACUCAAGAGAGUAUACCUGCUAGUCAAUGCGACACACGGCCUCAGUGACGCGGACCGCACAAUGUUACAAUCUCUGGAUGCUCAAUGUCAAGCUAGUGCAGGGACGAGGUUCACCCUGCAAGCUAUCAUCACGAAGGCUGACGGCCUCCUUCGGUCUUCCAAUGGCCGGGGUGCUAUCAAGGAUAUUCAGCGGGACAUCUUCGAGGCCGCACCGACCUGCCUACCGGCUAUUGUCACUGCUGCUCUGGAAGAAUCGCGCCUGGGCAUCGACGACCUGCAGCAGAGCAUCGCAGAAGCCUGUGGUCUGGUAUGAUUCGUCUGUUCCCGGUACUGGCGUCCAAGCCAGACGAUUUUAGGGCACCUCGCGGGACCCAGUCGGAGUGCAUACUGGGACAUGCCCUCUGGAAUCGUCGGAAGCACAUGACCAGCCGGAAGUAGAACUGGGAACGGGUAAAUUGACGGUCGCGCGGUAACCUAAGGGAAGCGCCCGGGCGGGAGUGCCGGAUGCGGAAGGAGGCGGUGAAAGCCCGGUCUGGGCGAAACGUGGACCGUGGGGCGGUGGAGCGGGGACCCCGGGGCGUGCGACGAGGCUGGACGAGGAGGCAGGGAAAAGGGGCUCGGAGCAGGUGUGAGGACGCGAGGCGGAUGAGGUAGCUGAGCUAGAGAACACAAGGACAUCGCAUGGCCUAUGCUGUGAGCAGGAAUACACGCUCGAAUCCAGUCCGGCCAGUUCGUCGCCUCUAAGGAACAGAAGGCCGCCCGCCGUGC